AGCCCAUCGACUACGUUCCGAUGCUCUCUUUCUGUGACGGCCGUGGUCAAUUCAAUAGAACAUGGGCGGCGACUUUGACUCCCAAUAUCGAGAUAACCGACCUUAUCGAGAAGGGUUGCCGUUGUAACGACGGCUGGGCUUCGGUUGGCAUCAGAAACGAGACGUACUCCUAUUAUGUUAUUCG
Molecule: messenger RNA, 184 nt
Organism: Perkinsus marinus ATCC 50983
Lineage: Eukaryota; Perkinsozoa; Perkinsida; Perkinsidae
Exons: 1
Source: RefSeq, a predicted model, not a curated record